Messenger RNA from Pocillopora verrucosa, 3152 nucleotides. The record is from RefSeq and is a predicted model, not a curated record. NCBI's taxonomy places the organism in Eukaryota, Metazoa, Cnidaria, Anthozoa, Scleractinia, Pocilloporidae.
UUCAAGAAAAAGACCGAGUUUCCUGGAUCAACCUGCUCUACCAAUGGAAACGGAUUCAACUGGCUUUUGUAUACCGGGCAAAAACAGUACAAUCUACAUGAAGGGUGAAGGAAUGGCCAUUGCAAGUCCGGAAUCAUACGGGGACCGUAAAAAUGAUAGCUGGUGCAACUGGAAUAUAUAUGUACCCCUUGGGAACUUCAUAAAGCUGGCAUUUUUGUCAUUUACUGGAGUCUGUCUCAUCGAAAACAAGGUCAAGGUUUAUGACAUGACAAAUUCCACAAAAAUUCUUCUCGGGGAAUUCUGCGGGUUCAAAAAGAGUAACAGCGAGGUUUUCUCCAGAGGGAACAAUUUGGUGAUCACCCUUCCGAUUUUAUCACAAGAACCAUAUGUAGGAUUUUUGGCCAUAUACCAAUCAGUCCAAGCCGUACCUGCAUCAUACGCUUGCAAUUAUGUUAAGUACAUGAAGGGUGAUGUAACAGAAUUAAACGGUACUAAUGGUGAAUUCGCUAGUUACCAAUAUCCGCUGCCCUACUCCAACGACGUCCGCUGUUCCUGGAAGAUAGAAGUCCCGGUUGGUUUUAUUGUAAAUGUGACUUUCCAUGUAUUUGAUUUACAAGAAUCUCCCAACUGUAAGUCAGACUUUGUUGAGAUAAAACAGGGAUUGUUUCAUUCGGUGGGACGAUUUUGUGGUUUUGUGGCAUCCGAGGUGAUUCAGGUGAAGAACCGCGUGGUUUACGUGGAUUUUGUUACAGACAGCUCUGAAAGAUACCCAGGAUUCCAUGCAAGCUACACAGCAGUCCCCGAUCCGGCCAUGGGACCCUGUAAAACUCAAGGAAUAGACAACGUUAUUCCCCUGACUGGAAAAGCUGGAAGACUAUUUUCGCCCCUAUAUCCAGAGAAAUUUCCACAAGAUAUGGAGUGUACUUGGAUUAUAACAGUUCCGGAAGGACGAUUCGUGAGGUUGAGUAUAACAUCCUUUGAUUUAGGAAAUGAGUGUAAAAACACUCUCGAGAUUCGUGAUGGCCAGAACUCAUUGAGUCCAUUGCUGGGGAAUUUCUGCUCUGUAUCCUUUGAUCCCUCAGUGUUUUCCAGUGGUCGCUAUCUUUGGGUUCGAUUUCAGUCGGAAAAACGGGCAGAUAAACCUCCAUAUGCCACUGGAUUCAAAGCCUUCUACGAAACAGUCAGCCAGUUGCCAGCAUCGUUCUCCUGCACCGCGCAAAACUCAGAUCACGGCAUUGAGUUGAAGUCAGAAACUGGACUCCUGGCCAGCUACAAUUACCCUUUGCCUGUUGACGAUAGUGUUGUAUGCACCUGGUAUAUCCUCGUAAACACUGAUUUAAGGAUCAGACUAUCAUUUGACUUCUUCAAUCUGAGUCAAGCGAAUGACUGUUCGGAAGACUACGUAAAGGUACUGGAUGGGAAUUCCACACACAGUAACCAAUUAGGAAGGUACUGUGGAGAAGAAAAACCCCCCACGAUAACCUCGACUACUUCAAACUUAUACGUGAUUUUUCGGUCCAGUAGAAAUGCAAAAUAUCCUGGAUUCAAGGCCAGCUACAAAACAGAGGACUCGAAGACUAUAGGGAGAUGCGAAAUUCAAGGAAAAGAUAACAAUAUUCCCUUGACUGGCACUAAAGGAAGACUAUUUACGUCGCUAUAUCCACAGACAGUUCCAACAGACAUGAAGUGUACUUGGAUUAUAACGGUACCAGAAGGACGCUUUGUUUGGUUAAGGAUAGUGGUUUUUUUCCUGAAAAGUGAUUGUGCUAAGACUACCCUAGAAAUUCGUGACGGUCAGAGUUCUUCCAGUGAAUUACUUAAGACUUUCUGUGGAAGUUCGUUUGAGUCCUCGGUGUUUUCCAGUGGUCGCUACCUCUGGGUUCGUUUUCAAUCCGCAAAAGAUGACUCCCUGAAAGGAACUGGAUUUGAUGCUUCCUUUGAGAUGAUCAGCCAAACACCAGCUCCCUUUUCCUGCACCGCGCACGACCAAAAGUUCUUGUUAACGUCCAAGACUGGAACAUUGGCCAGUUAUAACUACCCUCUACCAUGUGACGACUCUGUCGAGUGCAUCUGGCACGUGAACGUCAAUUCAAAUUCCAAAAUUAAGCUGACCUUCCAAUUAUUCAAUCUGUCCCAAGCGAAGAAUUGUACUGAGGACUAUGUAGAGGUGCGAGAUGGACCAUCCAACACAAGCGACCUCAUAGGGAGGUAUUGCGGACCAGCAAAACCCUCGGCGGUAACUGCGGGUGGCUGGCACUUGCACGUGGCUUUUAAAUCGAGUGGAAAGACGAAAUAUCCUGGAUUCAAGGCCAGCUACGAAACGACAAAAAUAAAAUCGUCGCUGAGUAGUGCAAAGAUCGUUGCGAUUUGUCUUGGGGUGUUCGUUUUCCUGUGUAUCGCAAUUGGAUGUUCUCUAACUUUUUACAAGAAAAGACGAAACAAAGCUUGGCCCUCCCUCGUCGUGGAAUAUUCUGACAACUCCGGCUGUGUCAUGGAGAACCUAAGGAAAUAAAACCCACUGGCCUUGGACAUUAUAAUUUAUCUUCUUUUAGCAGUUAUUCCUAGUGGAGUCAUCGGAAAUAACACAAGUUCUGAGAAAAAUUCUCGUGCAUUCAUCCCGUUUCAAAUAACUACAGAUACUUAACCAGUUGUAAAUAUGUAAAAUACCAAACUGAAGGAUUUUGCUUACGUACUGUUAAUUUCCUUGUCUUGUUCAAUGUUUAUUGGCGUAGCACCACAACUAAUGUUACUGUGGUAACAAACCUGACAAAUCCGAUUCCAGGAAACGUAUAAAAGUAAUCUCAGAGACAGCCUUGUUUAUCCUGGUGUCUUUUUCAAGUCCUCAGCAAUGAAUGGCUUCAUUGAAUUUACCCUGUUACCCUCCAGAGUACUAAGCAUCCAAGAUCUUAUAAAAGUAUCACCCUUUAAUCAAACAGGAAGGGUAAAGGUCACGAACUAGAGAAGUUCUUGAUUGUUCAACAAAUUCUCCUUAUCAGCCAGCGCCAUUGGAAAUAAAUGGAGAACAUUCUGGAGACUAUGCAAACUGAUGAAGGGUGUUAAGGGUCGAGUUGGCAUCAUUUUUCGUUUCCUUUAAAACGAUUGGUUAAUUUUGUUUAGUAGAGAUGUUUGUAUUAGUUUUGGUCACCAGAACC